Clunio marinus is the source of this 3833-nucleotide messenger RNA. Lineage: Eukaryota; Metazoa; Arthropoda; Insecta; Diptera; Chironomidae. The record is from the annotation of a GenBank genome assembly.
AUGAAAUUCAUGAAGAAAUUUUACGUUGGGGAAGCUCAAACACAAGUCAACAGAAAUGGUCCUGAGACCCCCUUGAAAUUCAUUUCUGAGAAUCCCAGCUAUAUGGUUGCAAACUCCAACAGCUUUAUUCCAACCUACCUCAACUGUCAUGUAACUGUGAAGAUCGAUGACUCUCUGCAAAAAGAUUUUAAUACACAAAGAUUCUAUCAAGAUCCAAAUGAUGGAGAUGAUGGAGAAGACGAUUACUCGGGUACUAGAAAUGCAGAAGAAAUUAUACGACUUUACCAAAAACAAUUCGAUAGUUCUCGUAAAAAACAAAACAAAGCAAAUCUAACGUCUCUUCCAGUUCCUACUACACCUACAAAAAGAGAUUUAGGUAAAAGAUUGAAGAGAAGCUUGCAUGAAAAUCUUUCUUUCGAGUGGUUUCGUGAUGAUAUCAAAAUUAUCUCAUUGACAAGUAACGAAAGUUCAAUACUCUAUGAUAAAGAGUAUUCUUUGUAUCCCAAUGGAACUCUCAAAUUUGAAGCAUCAAACUCAACAUCCGGUGAAUAUCGUUGCAAAGCAAAAUAUGUUGAUGCUGAGAAGAAAUAUGUGAUAGGACCAAUAGUAUCGCUAGCAACUGUUGUUGAGACAGCAAAUUUGUAUGACGUUGAGUUUUUGAAGGAAAAUUCUAAGAGAAAUAUUACGAUAUUCGAAGGAGAAUCAACUGUUAUAAGCUGUCCUAUUAGCAGCAUACCCAAAGCAAAUUUCUCCUGGUAUUUCAAUAACAACCAAUUAAAUUUCGAUGCAGGCUUAAAGCAGAAAGAUAUCAGACAUUUUCUCCUUUCAAAUGGAAGCUUAUUGAUUGUUGACAGUCGUCAUGCCGACUCUGGAAAAUAUCGUUGUGAUGCCGCAAAUCAAUUCACGAAGAAGUUAUUGCGUACCUCGACUACAACAUUUAAUGUUGAAUCACGUUCUGAUAAUAACUCUAAUUAUGUGAGAGCUUUGCUUCGGAAUCUGCAGAACAAAGUACAGAAAAUUAAAUCAGGAGGGAUUUUAAUUCUUCAUUGUGCUGUUGCUUCCUCUUCUGGUAGGGGACUGAAGCAGAAAAAGAUUUCAUGGACAUUCACACCACGUAGCAGUAGCAUCCCAAUCAUCCUCUCCGAGUACAAUAACGAACUGAAAUUCGUGAAUGUUUCAGUGACAAAGCACGAUGGAAUUUAUAAUUGUUCAACAGAAAACGAUUCUCAGAUCUUCGAUGUAGCCAUCGUAACGCCUCCAAUGUUUCUUCAACCGACCAAAUCGAUGAUUACAUCGGUGUCCGCUAGCAUUAAAUUUAAUUGCAGUGUUACGGGUAAUCCAAUGCCAACGGUCGAAUGGUUUAAAAAUGGUGAACGAUUGGUGAAUAACUACGUACAAUAUUUUGAAUACCCAUGGGUGAAGUUUGAAACAAUUGAUCCAGUGGACGAAGGCCUUUACCAAUGCAUAGCUCGAAAUGAUUAUGGAGAAGUAAGCAACACUUUCUAUCUUCACAUUCGUCCAAUUCUCAUGUUAGUCCAGGCACCACAAAAUCCAAAAUGCUAUCCAAAGGAUAAGAACGUUGUCUUUGUCACGUUUGACAAAGAGAAUCAUUCGAACAGAAUCCAAUAUUUUAUAGCGACUGACUCUCCACGUGAUUUUCACUCGCAAUUAUCUAUCGAGCCUUCAAGUAAGAGUUUCAACAUCGACACAACAAAAGCAGGCAUAUUUAAGCCACUUAAGCCUUUUUAUCUAUUUAUGAGAAGUAUGAUUCCCAGUAACUCAAAAAUGGUCAUCUCACAAUUGUCAAAGCCAAUCAAAUGUGCAACACAAGGCAUUGAAGCAAGAUUCGUUAAACCACCUAGCGGGAUUUUCUUAAGAUGGGACGCGCCACUUACUGACAUUAACAUUACAGGUUACACUAUUCAAUUUCGUAAUAAUCAAACAUCGAAUGCUGUUGUAUUCACUGAUGAAGUUAUCGGAACAUAUGAGAAGUGGCCACUUUAUGUCAGUUGGAACGAUGUUCAGAAUAAUUUGGUAAGAGUUCCCGCCAAAAAUUCUAACAAAACUUCUUGGACAGAAGUGCAAGUACCGGGAAAUGUUACUGGACUUUACAUUAUCAACACUGAAGAAGUGAAUGUUCGGAUUCUUGGAUCUAUCUUAGAAGAUGGUCGUCUUAUGGAUCAAGACUUUCAAUUUUUAAGUUGGACGAACAUCAAAGCAUCAAGCUACAGCUUAGAACCGAUAAGAGUUGGCAAAAUAGAUUCUCGUGGUGCUGAAAUUAUCUGGAGAGACCUUGAAACAAUACAAUGUGCUUACAUUUGCAUGAUCUUAAAGAAGGAAUUCAUAAUUCGUGACUCGGCUGACAAGUUUAAAUGUGACAAAAUAUCCUCACCUAGUGCCAAAACUUUUUAUAUCAAAAACUUGCAACCAACUAGCGACUAUGAUGUUUUCAUCAGAGAUUGUGAUAAAAAUGUCAUCAGCACUCAAGUAAAUUUUCAAACGAAACGUGAUGUUCCUGGUCCCGUUACACAAUCUCACAUCAUAAUUGACAAUGGGAUCAUCCUUCAUUGGAAACCACCUCAUAAUCCCAACGGGGAAAUAUCUCACUAUCUGCUUGAAUGGACAUUUAAAAACGUUUCCUGUAGUCAAAAUGUAACCGAUCUCAAGUUUAGAUUCCCCAAUACUACAAACACGGAUAGAUUUAACAUAACAGUGAAAGCAUUCGGAGUUGCAGGUCUCGGCUAUCCGUUGAUUAUUAAUCCAGAUAAAUGGGGAAUUUUGCCAACAAAUAUGAUUGGAAAUGAAAAACAAAAACCAAUACUUUAUCUAGACUUGUUUAUGAUUUUUUCAAUUAUUCUCGUGUUGAUUAUCUUGACAGGAUUCUUAAUCUCUUAUAUUUUAUGUCGACGACAUCGAUACUGCAAAAAUAAUAAUGCUAUUAACAAUACAAGCGAACAAUCUUCAUUUCCACCUUCAACAGCACCACUCACUGAAAAUAUUCGCGGAGAUGAUAUGUAUGAAAUGCAAACCCUCAUUCCAUCAUCCCACAUUGCUAACGGCAAAGAUAACGUGACUAAAGCAGAGAGUGCUUCGAAUAGCGGAUUAAAUGUCAACGAGAAUCAGAAAAUCCUGCGUACAUCAACACCAACUGACGACUCAAUCGAUCAAAUGUGCAUUGAAUUGCCGCUGAUAAAAUGUGAUGAAAAUGCCAUUAUGUUACCAAUAGACGAUGCAAAUUCGAAUAAGUUUUCAACCACGUUUAAUUCAAAGACAUCUGCAAUGACGGAGCAGGAAAGUUUAAAAGCUAGUUUACCAAGAGCUAAUGGAAAUUUGAGUCCACACAAAAGCUUUCAGUCUUCUGAAAAUGAUCAAAACACCUCGUCGACUUCAUCUUCCUUUGACAGUCACCGUCAGCUUAUCGACAUGAAUUUAUGUAACGGUAUAAACAGCAACGGUUACAAUAAUAACGUCAAUGCCAAUGUCAAUGGCAACGAUAGAAGUAAAAUAGGCAAGUCAAGUAGCAUAGAAACCGAUAACGAAGAAGAAGAUUCCGAAGAAAACUUACAAGAAUACGAUUUAAAUGAUAGUAAUUUAAGCAGCAAACCUUUACAUCCAAUGACGUGGGACUUUCGUCGUCCCCUUGUCGGUCCCAACGGAUAAAAAUAAAAACAAUAUUUUGUUUUUAAGAUAGCCAUGACAGUCGUAAACGUACGUCACUCACGAGUUUGUUUUUCUUUUAUUAUAUUCAUAAUUCAUGGAAUCAGACAAAACUUUACACAAUUUAUAUUUUUUUAUAUCUAUACAGUGGACUCUCGUUAUAAUUUUUCUCUCGU